GUUUACGAGUACUCUGUAGAUUAACUUAGACGAAGCACUACGCUGGGUCGAUAUAGAAAGUUGUAAACACUUUGACGAAUACUAAAGUAAAUCUUACUAGUGAAAGCUUUCUAGAAAGUAACUUGCGAGCUAAUUAAAUUCAAGUUUGAGGCAGGAUUUAUUAAACGCAAUUAAAUUACCGUUAUAAAAAUUGAGUAUCUGUCUUUGCAAAAAUGGCGAUGUAAAGCCCACUAUGGCAUGUUUCUAUGUGGAGUCUACAGUCCCAACGAAGGUGUACACUGUGAGAAUAGUCAUGCUUGGUGCGUGUUCAGGAAAGUCUGCAAUAGCCGUGCGAUUCGUAUCUGAUCGCUUUGAAGAAAAGUCCUUCAAAACUGUUGGAGCCGUCUACAGAUGCAAGAAAAUGGAAAUUGACGACGAUCUUGUAUGCUUCCAAGUGUGGGACACAUCAGGAAAUGCUAAAUACACCGAAAUCAGUAAAAUGUAUCUUCGAGGAGCGCACGUUGCCAUGUUGGUUUAUGACGUCACUAAGCCGAGUACUUUCGAGGAGCUGAAACGCUGGGUAGAUAUCGUUGAAAAGGAUGACAGAGUCCACACCACCGUCUUAGUUGGUAACAUGCAAGACCUCCCAUCUGUUGUCGACGACGAGGUUGCCCUGGCAUUGGCACAAUCACACGGGAUGCACUUUACUACGGUCUCGGCGAAAACAGGACAGAAUGUGCAUGCGUUGUUUCUUACAAUAGGCAAGUUUUGUACAUUUACCCGUGGAUUUGAAAAAAAGGAAAUGCAUUUUCAAGAAGUAUACUUAAAUAAUUUCGAGCGCUCCUGUAUAAAUAUUCACAUUUUGUUUUGAAUUUUCAGCAACGUUAACUCUCUCCAAAAUGAAGACGGAUCAACGUUAUCUUGUGCCCGUAUCGUCAAAGUUCAAUAACAUAAUUAACCCUUAAAGCGCUGGAGCUGAAUUUUAAAGGCCUUUGCAAACAGUUUGGAUCCAGAUGAGACGCCACAGAACGUGGCGUCUCAUCAGGAUCCAAACUGUUUGCUAUUCUGAUAGUAUUCUUUGAAAAAAAUCGAAGAAAAUGCUAAUUUUAGAAAUUCUGCAGACGACAUUUUAGCAGAAGACAAAUUACCCAGCAUGCAAAGGGUUAAGUGGAAAUAACGUGUAAUAUGUUUGACUCCACUUUAUUGCUUAACAUAGAUAUGUGUUCGUUAACUUAAUAGAAUGUAUUGAAAAUGUUAUGUUAUGCAAUUAUAAAUUCAUAUUUAAAUAAACUUACUAUCAUGGAGAAAAAGGCAUACAUUUAUGAUUAAAUCAAGUAAUUUAUGAAUUAGCAAUUAAAACAAAAGUGAAAAUAAUGAUCAAAUCAGACAUGAUAUAUGGUAAUAAAAAUAUUUUGUGACAUCCAUAUCUUUAUGCCAUACACAUACAUUCAGAAGGAUAUCUUAUUGUAAUAAAAAUACUUCCGAAUUAAAAUAAUCUUUUC
This is a messenger RNA of Dreissena polymorpha, 1481 nucleotides long. Its product is annotated as ras-related protein Rab-5B-like. The record is from RefSeq and is a predicted model, not a curated record. The transcript has 4 exons. NCBI's taxonomy places the organism in Eukaryota, Metazoa, Mollusca, Bivalvia, Myida, Dreissenidae. Gene Ontology annotation, molecular function: GTPase activity; GTP binding. Bases 233 to 850 code for a protein of 205 amino acids.